Marmota flaviventris (yellow-bellied marmot) is the source of this 1407-nucleotide messenger RNA. RefSeq names its product ring finger protein 125 (gene Rnf125). Gene Ontology annotation, biological process: ubiquitin-dependent protein catabolic process; protein polyubiquitination. Gene Ontology annotation, cellular component: VCP-NPL4-UFD1 AAA ATPase complex. NCBI's taxonomy places the organism in Eukaryota, Metazoa, Chordata, Mammalia, Rodentia, Sciuridae. Gene Ontology annotation, molecular function: ubiquitin protein ligase activity. The record is from RefSeq and is a predicted model, not a curated record.
GCUGGGACUUCCUUCCUCCACCGCAGGACAACAAAACAACCAAGAGCCGGCACUGAGCUCUUGGCAGCUGUCUGAGCGAGACGCGCAGCGAUGGGCUCCCUGCUGAGCAGCGACAGCAGCAAAUCCUCGCCAGCCUCUGCCACCCCACGGGCCGUGGAGCGCAAGGGGGACCCCGAACUGCCCGUUACGUCCUUCGACUGCUCCGUGUGCCUUGAGGUGUUGCACCAACCCGUCCGGACCCGCUGUGGACACGUAUUCUGCCGUUCCUGUAUUGCUACCAGUUUAAAGAACAACAAGUGGACCUGUCCAUAUUGCCGGGCAUAUCUUCCUUCAGAAGGAGUUCCAGCAACUGAUGUGGCCAAAAGAAUGAAAUCAGAGUACCAGAAUUGCACUGAGUGUGACACCCUGGUUUGCCUCAGUGAAAUGAGGGCUCACAUAAGGACUUGUCAGAAGUACAUCGAUAAGUAUGGACCACUACAAGAACUUGGAGAGACAGCAACAAGGUGUGUAUGUCCGUUUUGUCAGAGGGAACUGGAUGAAGACAGUUUGUUGGAUCAUUGUAUUACUCAUCACAGAUCAGAAAGGAGACCGGUGUUCUGUCCACUUUGCCGUUUGAUACCCAAUGAGAAUCCAAGCAGCUUCAAUGGCAGUUUAAUAAGACACCUGCAAGUUAGCCACACUUUGUUCUAUGACGAUUUCAUAGAUUUUAAUAUAAUUGAGGAAGCUCUUAUCCGAAGAGUCUUAGACCGGUCACUUCUUGAAUAUGUGAAUCACUCGAACACCACAUAAUUUUAUUAAGAGGAAGGGGAAAGGGACCACUCAAUAGCAACAUUUAAAAUGCUGCUUGAACAAUUGGAGGGAAGUUGUCAAGGUUUGAUGGAGAAAAAUGUAUAACCCAGUUAUAUGUUUGUCCAUUCUUAUUGUUAUAGUGCAUUCAAAAACUGCUUUCAUUUUGAUGGUUUAAGUCUGUUUUUCAUUCUUGAGUUUCUCAGACAUUUAACAAGAAAUAGUCUCUGUCCGUCAUUAAUUAUGGAAGAAAUACAGGCUGAGUAUGUAGGUGGAGGAUCUCUAUUUGUGAAAGGGAUGACAUCAUUUGGAAUGCGACAUUCAUAGUUAGGCAAGACAACUGAUCUUUGUUCUAUGUAAAAAGAGGAAGAGUGGAACAAAGUGUAGACACUCAAGAAAUAUGAAAUCUGUUCCAAUGAUUUUUUUUUCUAAUCUUUAAUAAAAUAACAUGAUAAUCUUGUAUGGGAGUAGGAAAGGAAAUUUUGAUGUCAGCAGUCCAUUUAACAGAUAUUCUAUAACAGAUAUUACAUAAUACUAUAACAAUAAAUUCUGUGUUAGAAACGUAUGUAAUUCCUUGACUUGUUAUAACUGAACACAUAAGAAUUUAUUAUUAUAUUUUUA